AAAACAUUAAGGGUGUAAAUGAAAUAAAGCCUAAAGGCCCACACAUCUUACAUCAACACUAGCUUUCUCUCUCUUAACUCUCUCGAACCUUUCAGAGACAGAAAGUUAGAUAUUCUCUUUUGCUUUCCGAUCUUUGAUCGGAGUAGUCUUUUGGUUUAAAUCUCUGUUCUUGCGUCGGCUAUCUUCCCCGACGUAGUUUUUUGUUUUCCGAUUUGAUCGGAUUUAUAUUUCUCUCUUUCUCAGUUCUGUCUUUAGUUUGGUUUUUGUUAUCUUUUCUACUGGUUUUAUUUUGAUCCUGAUUGCAAUUAAUAGAUCUCCUUCGAUGUACCCGUCUGCUUAACUCCUUUCUCUAAGUUGGAAUAAUAUCUUCGUCGACAUGCUUCUUAUGAAGUUGACCUUGUUAGGUCUCAAGACGGAGCCUCCUCUACGAGUUUUGAGUUGAGAAGUUCAAGGCGGAAGUGGUGGGUUUCAUCUAUUUUGCAUCAGCGAUAUCUGUAGAAGAGAUUUGGUGAUGGAUUAUUGAAGCCUAUCGUCGGAUCUGAAGCAGAUCGUGGAUCUCGAGCACCGACUGUUCUCUCCUUCUCGUGUGUUCUGCAUCUAUCAUCUUGUAACACGUGGCACUUUUCCUUCUUAAUCUUAUCUUUUUAGAUUAGAUUAAGCGAUGUUAAUUUUAAAUUAAGGUUUUAAAAGGAGGAAUUUGGGCUUCUGUAUUUUCAUCACAUGUAUUGUCCUUUGGGCUUUUUAAUAAAUAUGUUGGCCGACAAAAAAAAAAUGGAAUAAAGCCUAUAAAUUUACUAGGUUUGGUGAUGUGGCAUUCACCGUAUAUUAAGCAAUGCCUGCGUAACACGUAUGCAAAAACCCAUAUGUGUGCACGCACCUGUGAAGUGUUCCAAUUACAAAUCAAAAGCUAAGUGAGUGAGAAGAGACACACUGACACGAAAAUUCAGUUUGAUAUCGGCAAUUCCCAGAUUUUACUCUUUGGCGGUGACUCAUUUCUUACGCGCGAGUGUUGUGUACGCGCGAGCCUUCAUGGAGGCUACGGCGGCGUCAGUAGAAGCGUCGAUGGUGUUUCCUGGGUUUAAGUUUUCGCCGACUGAUGUUGAGCUGAUUUCGUAUUACUUGAAGCGGAAGAUGGAUGGCUUGGAGAGGUCCGUUGAGGUUAUACCGGACGCUGAGAUUUACAAUUUCGAGCCUUGGGAUUUGCCCGAUAAGUCGAUUGUGAAAUCUGAUAGCGAGUGGUUCUUCUUCUGUGCCCGUGGGAAAAAGUAUCCACAUGGGUCACAGAACAGGAGAGCAACGAAGAUGGGAUAUUGGAAAGCAACUGGGAAAGAGCGUGAUGUGAAGUCUGGUUCUGAGGUCAUUGGAACAAAGAGGACGCUUGUUUUCCAUAUUGGUCGUGCACCAAAAGGUGAAAGAACUGACUGGAUUAUGCACGAGUACUGCAUGAAAGGAGUUUCUCUGGAUGAUGCUAUGGUUGUUUGCCGGGUUAAGAGGAACAAAGAAUAUCAAAGUGGUAUGAGUCAGAAGGCACCCGAGCCAAAAUUAGCACCCGAGAAGCACGCCAUCUUGCAAAAUGGUGCUACUAGUUCAGGGAGCCCGUCUGAUUGGGACAACUUGGUUGAUUUUUACCUAGCAGGUGAAUCAGGGGAGAAACUGCUCUGGGAGAUGGCACAAUCAUCAGAAAAUCUACAGGUGCAUAAUGACGAGGAUUUCUUUGCGGAUAUCCUAAGAGACGAAAUCAUCAAUCUUGAUGAAGCGGUGAUGAGGGGGAACACACGAGACGAAAUCCCAACACUAGAAUCAGCAUCAAUGGAGAUAAGGGUACUUCCCUUACCAAACAUGAUAGACAAACAAAUGUCAUCACUGUUAGAGGAAAGACCAUCACAAAAGAUGGAAGGAACAGAUACCAUGGAAUCAUUGUCGAACUGCUUCGUGGGUUUAUACUCGAUCAAGUCAGUGAACCGAGCACGAUGGAAUGUUAUUAUAUGUUUAGUAGCUCUGAUAGCAAUGUUGUUUUAUCUAGAAGAAUAAUGUUUAUGGAAGUAGAAGAAACCAGUGUCCUCCUGAGUCCUAUGUUUGCAUCUUCUGGGACAAAAAUAUAUAUGAUGUUUUCGUGUAAGAGGUUUAUACGUUUUUUGUGUUUAAUGUU
Messenger RNA from Arabidopsis lyrata subsp. lyrata, 2149 nucleotides. Its product is annotated as NAC domain-containing protein 89. NCBI's taxonomy places the organism in Eukaryota, Viridiplantae, Streptophyta, Magnoliopsida, Brassicales, Brassicaceae. The record is from RefSeq and is a predicted model, not a curated record. Gene Ontology annotation, molecular function: DNA binding. The transcript is spliced from 4 exons. The coding region runs from base 1030 to 2031 and encodes 333 amino acids. Gene Ontology annotation, biological process: regulation of DNA-templated transcription.